Molecule: messenger RNA, 1966 nt
Organism: Catharus ustulatus (Swainson's thrush)
Lineage: Eukaryota; Metazoa; Chordata; Aves; Passeriformes; Turdidae
Product: tight junction protein ZO-1-like
Biological process (GO): cell-cell adhesion; positive regulation of blood-brain barrier permeability; establishment of endothelial intestinal barrier
Cellular component (GO): bicellular tight junction; plasma membrane
Molecular function (GO): cell adhesion molecule binding
Source: RefSeq, a predicted model, not a curated record
CAGGAGGAGGAGGAGGAGAGCGUGAGCCGGGGGGGCAGAGAGAGAGGGAGCGCGGCAGGAGGAGGAGGAGGGGAAGAAGCGCGACGCAGGGACGGCAGAUGCCUGGAAAUAAAAAUUUGAUGAUUGCAUGCAGCGGCUGGAGAGACUCUGUCGGUGGCGGCGGCGGGGACGAGGCAGGGACAGGGGGGGCGACGGCAAAAUGAAGUAUCAGAAAUACCUGACUGUCUUGCAGAUGGCCAUAGGGGUGACCGCCUCCAACAGGGGCAGUCUGAUGCCCUUAAAGAGGAAGCUGUGGGUAACUCCAUCUUCCGAAAAUCCUAAUGGUGCUACCUGUAGUGUAAGUCAGGGAAAGCCCUCUUUAAGAAGAAUAAAAGGGAGAAUACACAGAAGCAAAAGUCUUGAUAGCAUUGAUUUCUGUGAAUUCACUAGCACAACAAUGGAAGAAACAGCUAUAUGGGAACAACACACAGUGACUCUUCACAGGGCCCCUGGAUUUGGAUUUGGUAUUGCAAUAUCUGGAGGAAGAGAUAAUCCUCACUUUCAGAGUGGUGAGACAUCAAUAGUUAUUUCUGAUGUGCUGAAAGGAGGCCCAGCAGAAGGACUGCUACAAGAAAAUGACCGUGUUGCAAUGGUUAAUGGAGUUUCAAUGGAUAAUGUCGAGCAUGCAUUUGCUGUUCAGCAACUGAGGAAAAGUGGGAAGAAUGCCAAAAUUACUAUCCGAAGGAUGAAGAAAAUUCAGAUUCUGUCUCGACCAGACCCUGAACCAGUGUCUGAAAACGAGGACGACAGCUAUGAUGAAGAAAUCCGGGAUCCAAGGAGCAGCCGUGGUGGUCCCAGUGCCAGCAGGAGGCAUGAGAAGAGCUGGGUCAGAGAUCGCAGCGCAAGCAGGGAGAGGAGCUUGUCUCCAAGGUCAGACAGGAGGUCUGUCACCUCCACCAGCCAGCCUGCAAAACCCACCAAAGUCACACUGGUGAAAUCCAGGAAAAAUGAAGAGUAUGGUCUGCGGUUGGCAAGUCACAUAUUUGUGAAAGAAAUAUCACAGGAUAGCCUGGCAGCAAGAGAUGGCAAUAUCCAGGAAGGAGAUGUUGUUCUGAAGAUAAACGGCACAGUGACGGAAAAUAUGUCCUUAGCAGAUGCCAAAACAUUAAUAGAAAGGUCAAAAGGCAAAUUGAAGAUGGUUGUUCAGCGAGAUGAACGAGCCACACUGUUGAAUGUCCCUGAUCUUUCUGACAGUAUUCAUUCUGCUAAUGCUUCAGAAAGAGAUGACAUUUCAGAAAUUCAGUCGCUGGCAUCAGAUCAUUCCAACCGAUCACAUGACAGGCCCCGCCGCAGUCGUUCACGAUCUCCUGACCAGAGGUCAGAGCCUUCAGACCAUUCCAGACAUUCUCCACAGCAGCCCAGCAACGGCAGUCAUCGAAGCAGAGAAGAUGAGAAAAUAACUAAACCAGGAGCUGUCUCUACACCUGUAAAGAAUGCAGAUGAUAUUUCUAAAACUGUGGAAGAGGUGACAGUUGAAAGAACUGAAAAACAAACUCCACCACUCCCAGAACCAAAGCCAGUGUAUGCACAAGGAGGUCAGCCGGAUGUGGAUUUACCAGUCAGUCCAUCUGAUGGUCCUUUGCCCAAUUCAACCCAUGAAGAUGGAAUGCUUCGGCCAAGCAUGAAACUGGUAAAAUUCAGAAAAGGAGAUAGUGUUGGCUUGCGACUAGCAGGUGGCAAUGAUGUUGGCAUAUUUGUAGCUGGUGUUCUGGAAGACAGCCCUGCAGCAAAAGAAGGAUUAGAGGAAGGGGACCAGAUUCUCAGGGUAAAUAAUGUAGACUUCACAAAUAUCAUCAGAGAAGAAGCUGUUCUUUUUUUGCUUGAUCUUCCUAAAGGCGAAGAAGUAACCAUUUUGGCACAGAAGAAAAAAGAUGGUAAAUAUUUGUAUAUUGGAAGUGAUGUAGUAGAUUGCUUAGAGCAGCAUUAA